Molecule: messenger RNA, 2605 nt
Organism: Labrus bergylta (ballan wrasse)
Lineage: Eukaryota; Metazoa; Chordata; Actinopteri; Labriformes; Labridae
Gene: plaa
Product: phospholipase A2-activating protein
Biological process (GO): proteasome-mediated ubiquitin-dependent protein catabolic process; ubiquitin recycling
Cellular component (GO): cytoplasm; nucleus
Molecular function (GO): ubiquitin binding
Source: RefSeq, a predicted model, not a curated record
CGCUAGCAUUAGCGGCCGGUGUUUGUUGACUUGCAACGCCGCUUAGCACAACACUACAGGGGGAUUCGUUACAUUGUGUUCUACGGGAAAUAUGGCGACAUCCAACUCAUAUAAACUCAGGUGCUCCAUCCCGGGCCACGAAAUGGACGUUCGGGGGCUCGCAGCGGCUGUUUUUCCGGAGGGAGCUUUCGUGUCAGUGUCCAGAGACCGAACCGGAAGAGUCUGGGUACCAAACUCAAGCCCUGACAGAGGCUUCACAGAGAUGCACUGUAUGUCUGGCCACUCCAACUUUGUAUCCUGUGUUUGCAUGAUUGCACCGAGUGAGACAUAUCCUCGAGGACUUAUUGCCACAGGUGGAAAUGAUAAUAACAUUUGUGUUUUCACACUGGACCAACCUCAGCCCAUUUUCAUGCUCAAGGGUCACAAAAAUACAGUUUGCACUCUGUCUUCUGGGAAGUUUGGGACACUUUUGAGUGGCUCCUGGGACACUACCGCCAAAGUCUGGCUCAAUGAGAAGUGUAUGAUGACCUUAGAGGGCCACUCUGCAGCAGUGUGGGCAGUGGUCAUCUUACCUGAACAAGGUCUUAUGCUGUCUGGAUCAGCAGACAAGACCAUCAAACUUUGGAAAGCUGGACGAUGUGAGAAGACUUAUACAGGGCAUGAAGACUGUGUAAGAGGACUAGCAGUGAUCAGCAACACUGAGUUCUUCUCUUGUAGCAACGACGCGAGUAUCAGAAGGUGGCUGGUGACGGGUGAAUGUGUACAGGUCUAUUACAGCCACACCAACUACAUCUACAGCCUGGCUGUCUUCCCAAAUAACCAAGAUUUUGUAAGCACAGGAGAGGACAGGACUUUGAGGAUAUGGAAGAAGGGAGAGUGCACUCAGACUAUCCGCCUGCCUGCCCAGUCUGUCUGGUGCUGCUGCAUUCUACCUAAUGGUGAUAUAGCCAUUGGAGCCAGUGAUGGUAUUAUUCGCGUGUUUACUGAAGCUGAGGACCGCAUGGCCAGCAUAGAGGACCUGCAGGCCUUCGAGGAUGAACUCUCUAAAGCCACUAUUGACCCAAAGACUGGCGAUCUAGGAGACAUCAAACUGGAGGACCUUCCUGGGAGAGAACACCUUGAUGAGCCUGGAAAUCGUGACGGACAGACGCGGCUGAUUAAAGAGGACGACAAAGUGGAGGCGUAUCAGUGGAGCGUCAGUGACGGCCGCUGGAUGAAAAUUGGCGAUGUCGUUGGGGGCUCCAACCAACAAACCUCCAAGAGUGUGAUGUAUGAAGGAAAGGAAUACGACUACGUCUUCACCAUCGAUGUGAAUGAGGGAGGGCCGUCCAUGAAGCUGCCUUACAACGUGUCAGAGGACCCCUGGCUUACAGCCCAUAACUUUUUGCAGAAGAAUGAUCUCAGCCCCAUGUUUCUCGACCAGGUUGCCAAUUUUAUCAUCCAAAACACCAAAGGUCACGUGGUGGGUCCAGAGCAGCCGGCUGGUGGCGACCCCUUGACUGGAGGAGCUAGGUAUAUCCCUGGGGCUUCUGAUGAAAGGUCGGCCUUUGGAGCAGACCCCUUCACAGGCUCUGGUCGCUACAUCCCGGGGUCCGGUCCCAAUCCAAGUGCUCCUGUUGGUGUAGCAGAUCCCUUCACAGGAGGAGGUGCCUACUCUUCAGCGGCUCUCAGACAGAAGACAACCAACAUCUACUUCCCCAAGACUGAUGGUGUGACCUUUGAGCAAGCCAAUACACCACAGAUCAUUGCCAAGCUGAAGGAGCUGAAUGGAGGUGCCCCUCAGGAGCACCAGCUUUCCGAAGAAAUCCUGGAAAGUGUUGAGAGGCUGCUGAUGUCUGUGUGUGAGCCCUGCUCCUCCAAGUCUCCCCUAACCAUCCAACAGAUCAACCUGCUCUGGAAGGCCUCGCACUGGCCAGAAGACAUUGUGUUUCCUGUCUUGGACAUUAUGAGGCUUGCCGUGAGACACCCCCAGGUUAAUGAGAGCCUCUGUGGCGAGGCAGAGGGAGUCCAGUUGUGCAACCACCUGCUGAGCCUGAUGAGGCCUGAGGGGCGUCCUGCCAACCAGAUGCUAGCCCUGCGGACUCUGUGUAACUGCUUUAGUGGCCGGAACGGUCGAGCUCUCCUCAUGGCUCAGCGUGAAACGGUGCUAUCACGUGCUGCUGAGUUGGCCUCUGUCUGCAAUAAGAACAUCCACAUUGCCCUGGCCACUUUGGUGCUUAACUACGCUAGUUGCCUGCACAGCCAACCAGAUCUGGAGGCAAAGGCCCAGUGCCUGUCAGUGGCCAGCCGAGCUUUGGAGACCAUUCAAGACAAGGAGGCUGUUUUUAGGCUGCUGGUGGCCUUGGGAACAACUGUGGCCUCAGACCAGACAGCCAAGGACCUGGCUCGCUCCCUGGGGGUCAACUCUCAGAUUUCCAAGUACUCGUCAGUGUCUGAUCCGUCUAAGGUGGCUGAGUGCUGCCAGCUAGUUUUAAAAGAACUACAAUGAUGUAAAUGAUUAGAAGAAAAAAAGAGCACUUGUUUCUUACUGAUCUGCUUUAUCAGUUGUGGUGGAGACUUAAAUAAUUGGAUGUUCUACAAUAAAAAAGGAGAAAUUAAAAAUCUG